This is a messenger RNA of Oncorhynchus nerka (sockeye salmon), 2232 nucleotides long. RefSeq names its product WD repeat domain 32 (gene wdr32). The record is from RefSeq and is a predicted model, not a curated record. Bases 281 to 1909 code for a protein of 542 amino acids. The transcript is spliced from 8 exons. Gene Ontology annotation, cellular component: Cul4-RING E3 ubiquitin ligase complex. NCBI's taxonomy places the organism in Eukaryota, Metazoa, Chordata, Actinopteri, Salmoniformes, Salmonidae. Gene Ontology annotation, molecular function: protein binding.
AAGAAGAAGAAGGAAGCUGAACUCCGUCACAGCACUUGGUUUAUUUUGCUCCAGUGUUGUGUGGUUAGCUACAUCAAAUAGCCAUUCCGUCUCUUGUCUAGUUUCGUCAAAUUCCACCCACGGUUUUUUUUGUUGGGGGGGGUGGGGGGUGGGGAUUGUCUUAACGGAGUAGAGGUAAGGUGUAUUCGAGAUACAAUAAUUGCACAAUUCGUUGUUGAACCGAGACACUAUCUGUGAAACAAGGGGCCUGCACAGGCACCCGUUGGCGAUAACAGCCACAAUGAGCUCGGAGCAGCAGAGCGACAGCGUGGACCCGGACGAGUCGCAGGACACGUCCAGCAGCCGGGUGUCGGACAAGGAACAGGACCCGCAGACAGAUGAUUCCGCCGAUGAAGGCAAGACACCGGCGCGUCCUCCGCAGAGCAGCCGAGAGGAGAGUAGUCUUCACCCGAGAAGCUCCAGGGCGGAUUCUGCAGCCGCGCAGGACAAUCCCCGGUGUCAGCCGAAUGUACAAGGCGCCUCGGGGCAAGGGAGGGGUACCUCUAUGGCUGGCCCUGGUUCGGUUGAGACUAGCUCCAACAGCCUGUUCUCCAUGCUACAGAGCAGGACUAUAAGGAGAGGGCUGUUCGUGGAUCCAUCUAGAGAUAACUUUAGGACAAUGACGAACUUGUAUUCUUCCAUGAGUCCGGCUGCAGACUCGGUCAAUCUCAGUACCCAAACUCAUGGCGCAGUGUUCAAUUUGGAAUACUCCCCCGACGGGUCUGUCCUGACAGUGGCCUGUGAACAGACGGAGGUUCUCCUGUUCGAUCCCAUCUCUUCCAAGCACAUCAAGACCCUGGUGGAGGCUCAUGAAGACUGUGUCAAUAACAUCAGGUUUCUGGACGACCGUUUGUUUGCCACAUGUUCUGAUGACACCACCAUAGCUCUGUGGGACCUGAGGAAGCUCAACUCUAAAGUGUGCUCUCUGCACGGUCACGCCAGCUGGGUCAAGAACAUAGAGUACGACACCAACACACGACUCCUCGUCACCUCUGGCUUUGACGGAAACGUCAUCACCUGGGACACCAACAGGUUUACAGAGGAUGGCUGCCCCCACAAGAAGUUUUUCCACACGCGCUACCUGAUGAGAAUGCGUCUGACUCCAGACUGUUCCAAGAUGUUGAUCUCCACGUCAUCUGGCUACCUGCUGAUCCUUCACGACCUGGACCUCACACAGUCUCUGGAGGUGGGCAGCUACCGUAUGCUGCGGGCCAGACGCACCCCCCUCAGCUCAGAUGGCUCAGCGUCUGCGUCGAGGUCAAGUGGAUCUCCUCGACAGGGUAACGACUCCAGCAAGAUCCACCCUCACAGAGAAGGUCUCUCCCCCAGGAAUAGUUUGGAGGUGUUGACUCCAGAGAUCCCAGGAGAGAGGGACAGGGGGAACUGCAUCACCUCUCUCCAGCUUCACCCUAAAGGCUGGGCUGCCCUCAUACGUUGCUCCUCCAACAUGGAUGACCAGGAGGUGAGUCACCUGACCCCCCAAAACCCCCAGGAGUGGACAUGUGUGUAUGAGUUCCAGGAUGGCUCCCCCACACGUCCCCCCGUCUCACCGCGCUGCUCUCUACGUCUGACCCACUACAUCGAGGAGGCUAACGUGGGGAGGGGCUACAUCAAGGAGUUGUGCUUCAGUCCUGACGGGCGGCUCAUCUGCUCCCCCUAUGGCAGGUACGGAGUACGACUGCUGUCCUUCGACGAGAACUGUAUGGAGCUGUCUGACUGCCUUCCCGUCCAGACCAGCUGUCUCCGAGAGGUGCGGUCCAUCUACUCCCACAGUGAUGUGGUCCUCACCACCAAGUUCUCCCCAACCCACUGCCAGCUGGCGUCAGGCUGUCUCAGUGGCCGCGUCGCCUUAUACCAGCCCAGGUUCUAACAGCGGGGCUGUCCCGAAUGGCCCCCCCUAUUCCCUAUGGGCUCUGGUCAAAAGUAGUGCACUAUUUUAGGGAAUAGGGUGCCAUUUUUUGGGGGGGACACUCUGGUAAUCAAGUAGACCUUUAUUCAUUAGGCGCCAAACGGAAGAAACAGGAAACGAAGGGACUACCUUGAACUUGGUUUUGCUACCGUUAUACCCCGAUACAAUGGGCACCAACCUUUUCUGAGUCAAGAACACUUUGGCAAAAGCCGAGCUCAACCGACCACAAUGUUUAUUUUAAAAAAUGUAACAUUAACCUAAUAAAAAGUUACAUUUUCACAGCA